Molecule: messenger RNA, 842 nt
Organism: Paramecium sonneborni
Lineage: Eukaryota; Ciliophora; Oligohymenophorea; Peniculida; Parameciidae
Source: the annotation of a GenBank genome assembly
AUGGAACCUACAGUAAAUUAGUUCUAAAUCAACUAAGAAGAUUCAAAAGAAAAAGAAGCUGCUUAAAUCAUGAGCAUCGUUACUUUUGAAAUCUUUGGAACUUUGUUAUUAAUUUAUGGGGCUUUAGCGGCUGAGUAAAAUAUUAAAAUCUAUGUAGAAAUAAUUUUGGAUUAUCUCUCAUUUAUUUUACAAGUUUAAUUUUGUUUGGUCGCUUAAGUGGAGGAUAUUUCAAUCCAAUUUGCACAUUAAUUGGAUUUAUAGAUGGAACUAUUAAUAAAAAAAAAACAGUUUAUUUUGUUGGAUCUCAAAUAUUUGCAAGUUUGAUUGCUGGAAUGUUUUUUACGCCUUUAUUUGCAAAUCUCCCUACAUUACCUUAUAAUGAAGAGUAAAUUAAUAUAAUUAAUUUUAGAUUACCAACUAAGUAAAUAUUAGGUACUAUUUUAUCUGAAAUUGCUGGUUCUAUUAUUUUCUUUACUUUUAUUUAAAUUUAAACAGCUGAAAACACAAAAAUUACUACUUCUUAAGUUUAAUCAGCAGCAUUUAUUAGUGUUAUUUAUUUUGUAGCCAGAUAGUAAUAAUAUAUCUAAUUAUUUUAGAUAUACUGCAACUAUGGGAAAUAGUUUAUUUAAUCCAGCAGCUGCAUUUGGGUAAACAUUUUAACAUAUGUUUAUAGCCUAUAAAUGUUUUAUGGAAUUUAUUAUGGUAGAUGGAGUUAGAUGGUAAAUUUAUUAAUAUUUAUCAUUGGCCCAUGGAUUGGAUCGCUUAUAGCAAUAACAUUUUAUUGGAAGAUUUAUACUCCAACAUUAGUUAAUAAAUCACCAAGUUGAAAAAAUUAUAAUUAC